UUCUGUUAAUUCGCUUUUUGCAUGGCCAUUGCUUUGUAUAUAAAGCGAGAAUCACAGAAUUUGUGAGUUCAUAAUAACUGUGUUAUGGGUCCAUUUGCUUUUGCAACAUCAUUAUUCUUGUUUUUAAUUGAAAUUUGUCAGCAAGUUGAUGGAAUUGGAAGCAAAUGUGAUAUUUACAAAGGAAAAUGGGUGUUUGAUGCAUCUUACCCUCUUUACAAUUCAAGUAAUUGUCCUUUCAUACAUCAAGAAUUCAAUUGCCAAAACAAUGGUCGACCUGACCGUCUCUAUCAAAACUUUAGAUGGCAACCCACCUCAUGCAACUUGCCAAGGUUCAAUGGCAAAGACUUUUUACGAAAAUUUAGAGGGAAGAGGAUCAUGUUUGUAGGUGACUCGUUGGGCUUAAAUCAAUGGCAAUCACUUUCAUGUUUGCUUCAUACAGCUACACCUCAAGAUCCAUACAUCUCCCAAAGAGUUGCUGCCAUCUCCACAUUCAGUUUUCCGACAUACGGAGUUUCAAUUAUGUUCUUACGCAAUGCAUUUCUUGUUGAUAUCGUUAAUAAAAAAGAUAGGCGAGUUCUAAAACUAAACUCCAUUGGGAAUGGACGAAUUUGGAAAGGAUAUGACGUCUUGAUCUUUGACACUUGGCAUUGGUGGCUUCUUACCGGUAGAAAACAACCAUGGGAUUAUGUCCAAGACAAUAAUAUAACUCGCAAAGACAUGAAUCGUACAGUUGCCUAUAAGAAAGCAUUGAGGACAUGGGCUAGAUGGGUGAACCUCAAUGUAGAUCCUGCUAAAACCAAGGUGUUCUUCCAAGGGGUCUCCCCCGAUCAUGUGGAUUCAAGGGAUUGGGCAGAUCCAACAGCAAAAACUUGCCGAGGGGAAACGUGGCCUAUUUUAAGCACGGAGUAUCCAGGAGGUUCACCUUCGCCUCAAGAUGUUUUGAAGAGAGUAUUGCGAAUUGUGUCAAAGAAAGUUCAUUUGCUUGACAUAACUGGCUUGUCACAACUAAGAAAGGACGGACACCCUUCAGCCUUUGGCUAUGGAGGCCACCGUGGUAACGAUUGUACACAUUGGUGUCUCCCUGGAGUUCCUGAUACAUGGAACGAACUGCUCUUUGCAACUCUCAUCCAAACUUAAAAUAGGGUUUCUUUUAUUAAUAUAAUAUUGUACAUAACGGAACAGUUGACAUUAGUAUAUCUCG
This is a messenger RNA of Gossypium raimondii (Peruvian cotton), 1201 nucleotides long. Its product is annotated as protein trichome birefringence-like 43. The record is from RefSeq and is a predicted model, not a curated record. Gene Ontology annotation, cellular component: Golgi apparatus. NCBI's taxonomy places the organism in Eukaryota, Viridiplantae, Streptophyta, Magnoliopsida, Malvales, Malvaceae. The coding region runs from base 85 to 1137 and encodes 350 amino acids. The transcript is spliced from 5 exons. Gene Ontology annotation, molecular function: O-acetyltransferase activity.